Messenger RNA from Racocetra persica, 121 nucleotides. NCBI's taxonomy places the organism in Eukaryota, Fungi, Glomeromycota, Glomeromycetes, Diversisporales, Gigasporaceae. The record is from the annotation of a GenBank genome assembly.
UAAUUCUGCGCAAGGCCAACAUUGGGAUCAUGGGAAAGAUUCUCAUGUGGGUCACAGCAUCACUCGUAGGGAUGUGAAAAGUUCGACUCAACUCCAAGUCAGACUUGGGAUCAAGUCCUAA